GAUACACUUUUUGCACGAGUGGAUCUAUGGCCUGGGGGUGGAGGGUGGCAAGCCCCUCCCGCCCUUCAAGGACUUCAUGAACGCUAACCCACUCGACGUUUCCGUACUGCUCGAGCUCGAGAUGGACACCCCUGUUGCGAAUCUCGCGGCGAAGCUCGCCCAAAGGUCGAAGAAGCCGUCCGCCGAGCAGCUUGCCUCCGUGGAGUCCAUCGCCGAGGCCAUCCGCUCGUCCGACGUCUGGGCCGGCUUCGUGGAGAUGCUCGAGGACUCCAACGUAAACACCAAGGAUCUGGAGCGAUCGUUCAUGUUCACCACCAACUUCCAGUCGGCGGGGGCGAUAGCGAAGGGCAUGAUGCCCGUAGUUGCCACCCUGACGAACAACCCGGAGUUCCUAGAGAAGCUGAGGAAGGAGGUCGACGGCAAGGAUUUGACGUUCCAGUCUAUCAGGGGCGCCGAAAACUUCCCGCUGCUCGACAGCUUCCACUGGGAGAUCAACCGGAUGUUCCCGGCCCCUGCGUUUACUGUGAAGGAAGCGAAGAUGGAUCUCGUCGUGCCCACCAGCUCCGGCAAGAAGUACAAGGUCAAGAAGGGCGAAUUACUCAUGAUGGAACAGGCCCUCGGGCAGAUGGACCCGUCCGUCUUUGGCCCUGACGCCCGGGAGUUCAACCCCGAGCGCUUCGUGGACAACCCGGAGCUCAAGAAAAAGGUCUUCGCCUACGGGUACGUCGACCAUGACAAGGUAGACGGCCAAUGGGGAUGCGCGGCGCACGCCAUAGGAAUGCUAGACGGCAUCCUCAAGAUCAUCUACGGAAGGUGGGUGCAGGAGGCAGAGUGGGAACUGACGAGCGUGCCGGUGAUCUCUCCUGACGAGUUUCUCGCAGAGGUCGGUCCGGCGGACAUGUCCUUCGCGAAAGUCACGUCCCGUAAGAAGAUGUAAGCGGGAACCUAAGGCGCAGACGAAGUAGCUGCGUCACGGAAGGCGACUGACUGUGGCACAAGACAGAAACAGAAAAACGGAGAUGUAUAUAAGCAAGACAAGAAGGCGCAGCCAGCCAGCCAGCUUAGUUUGGCGGUGUUCUGAAACGUCCUGUGUGUGUGCUCCACGAUGAAAAAUAUCGGAGACCAGACAAUUGACUACAUAAGGUUGUGUCUAAUUGGGCCAUUCUCUUUGAGAAACUGAGGCCAUAUGUCGUGCUGGUGGAACCAGACACGAGAAGACAUGUGUUGUCCACUCCGCGUCUUGGGGUCUUGAAAUAGGAAGUGUAGGGGACCCGAAAAUCGCUGGUUGCUGGAAUCUGCAGCGAAAUGGGCCAGUUUGUCGAGCCUAGGGCAACUGAGGGUCUAUGGCGAAGACCAAAUUCCCCCGCCCACCUACCGUUUGCUAGAGUCAACUGUAAAUUAUCGUGUGAAACGCUAUUGCAAGGCCGGGUCUUGUGAAUGCCUGUCAUUUGGUCUGCAUACAUCGACCAAAGACUGUGUGGUGUGCAUGGUGUUUCGAAGCUAAGAUGUGCGUCCGGUUUCAUGUGAGGUGCAAUGGGCGAUUUUGCGAAGGAAAAAGGGCCACACGCGUGAAGUAUCGAGUGUCGACGGGGUCCUUCGUCGAAUCGUGGGUUUCUGAGGUGUCACUCCAGUUUGUACGUUUCAUGUAGAUCGUUUAUUGUGUGUUCGAGGGGAUGUGAAGUAUGUUUUCAGGUGGCAACGAAGUGCUUUACGUAUUGUUCGGUUCUGUUCCACGUAUGGUGUUCUCGUGCGGUUGUCGUCGUCGUCAUCAUUUUAUUGGCGUUGUUGGCGUUGUUGGUGUUGUUGUUUGUAGUGGUGACCUUUGUGCUGUAUCAAAUACUUGUUCGACCGAGACCGGUACAAGGUGAAUGUCCAAGUACCUGCGGAGAGGAGUCUCGCGACGUUAGUGUGCAAGGUGUACUGUAUUGGUUGCGACAUUAGUGUUCAAAGUACUGUCUUGGUUUUGCGCUCCGUGGUAUUUCCACCAAAGAAAGGUAUCGUCCGUACCCUGCGAAAUUGUGGGCUGAUGCCCCCUCGAGGGAGAGCAGGAAAUGGGAUAUACUUCGCCUACUGGGCUUCUUCGUAUGUAUGUAUAUGAGAGCGCCUUUGCUCCGGGUGUUGAGGGUGGGAACGCAACUGCGCUGAUGGUAGGGCGAGGUGUAUCAUUGUCCAGUGUGUGGUCUUGAGACCCGCACGACUGUCUUGUGCAGAAGCCGUCUUUCUCAUUUUCGUCCAGCGAUAAUAAUAGCGGGCCAAAUAGCACGUACAGUAUGUGUAUGUCUGGAUACUUGGGUAGACGUCUUUCAUGGACUGCCCCUCUCUGAGUUGGUCCCAGGCCAUGUUUUGU
Molecule: messenger RNA, 2347 nt
Organism: Ectocarpus siliculosus
Lineage: Eukaryota; Phaeophyceae; Ectocarpales; Ectocarpaceae
Source: the annotation of a GenBank genome assembly